Molecule: messenger RNA, 3879 nt
Organism: Arvicola amphibius (Eurasian water vole)
Lineage: Eukaryota; Metazoa; Chordata; Mammalia; Rodentia; Cricetidae
Product: UDP-glucuronosyltransferase 1A7-like
Exons: 1
Coding region: 2953-3852 (299 amino acids)
Molecular function (GO): UDP-glycosyltransferase activity
Source: RefSeq, a predicted model, not a curated record
GAAGAGCAGUUAAUGCUCUUAACCCCUGAGCCAUCUCUUUUCAGCCCUUGAAUCCUAUUUUAAACAGCUUACAGCAGCAGCAUAUUCAAGGCUUAAGUUAUAGGCUGUUUUAGGGUUUAUGCUACUGUGAUGCAAGACCAUGACCAAAAGUAUCUUUUUAGAUAUGGGAAGCAAUGAGACAGGAAAAUAAUCAAGGGGCCCUGGCCCCAAAAAUGAGUGCAUGGCUCAGUGAGUUCACUGCUAAGGAAGAACUUGAGACAGGAAAGUCAUGUGAGAGACACUAGCUCAAAAAGAGAGCAGUAUCCAAGGGGCCCCAAACCCCAUAAACGAAUAUACCACUCAGUGAGUGCAAAGCUGGGGAGAACACAAGAAAGGGCAGUCAUGUGAGAGGCACUGGGCCAAAAAGGGCACAGUCUUCCCAGCUGUCCCAGCGGACUGACAGAAAGUUGGGAAGUAGGCUGCUAGAAGGCCCAGAUGUAGGAUUUUUUGCCCACAGUACAGCAAUGUUAGAAACAGGGAUCCGUGAAUGGAAGAGACAAAUUCUGCUGCCGCCAUGGCAGGCAGCACAGGGGGAGGGGAGCUCCAGGGGAACAGAAUGCCCUUUAUGCUGCCAAUCAGGGAACUGGAGUCGAGCUCACCAGACAGAGCAGGGAACGACAGCGACAGAAGGAGGGGAUAAAGAAGAAAAGGUGGGAGAAGGGAGAGAGGCCGAAGUUGCCUCUCCAGAAGAAGGGCAGUGAGACAGAGAGGAGGGGGAAGAGUAAGAAGAAUUUAGAGACAAAAACAUAAGUAAACCUCAAGACUAGGCAAGGAAUACCUCAGUAACAAUGGUGGGACUUGGUCAAUUGACCUGCCCUUAGUUAAGAAGGCGGUGAGGCCACCUGACCUUAGUUAAGAUGGCAGUGAGAUCCCUUGACCUUUAGUAAAAAUGGUGGUGAGAUCAACUGACCUUAGUCAAAACGGCAGCAGUCACAUGUUGUAUGGAAAAACCAUGUUUUUAGAGCCACAGGUGUUUUAAAUAUAAUAAAAAAGGGAGACAUAGAGACCAUGUAGAACAUACAUUUGAAUUACAUCCAUGUGGCCAUGCCAUUCACACAUUCUUUCAUACAUGAAGUAUGAAAGGAAAAUCACUCAGCACCUUAAGCCUCAAUGCUGAGCAGCAGCGCCACCAGCCUUGGCAGGGAACAAGGGCUAGAACUGGAAAAACCUCCCUCAUGGAUCCCACUAAACCUGCCGAUUUGAGGGACCAGCGGCAGCAGUGGCAGAGAAAGAAUACAAGGAAUAGGAAAAAGAGAAAAAGCGUUUACAGGUGUGAGGGGAAGGGGCUGCCCAGUGAAAGAAAAAGCAAACGGGCUGGAUAUAUUGGAGGCAGGACACCGGCAGUCCUGUUUGCUGGUAGAAAUUGGAAAGGAGCUAAUAGGGAACCUGCCAUUUGUAGCAUUGGAAAGUGGUCAGAGUCCAGGGUCCCCACAUGUCCUCAGACAGCCUGACCAUGGGUGGGAGGGAACAUGGAUAGAGCCUGGCUAAGACAGACACCAAUCUUAUUCUUUUUUAAAGAUAUAAGGAUGGGGGAAGGCUGGUUCCACGAUGGGUAAGCCUGUUCCAUGAGGGGCAGCAAUGGGUCACCUGAACUUGGUGAGUCAACUGAGGCCUUGAAGUGUCUUCUUGGCAGGUGGGAGAUUGCCAUGGGUAAGAAACACACAGAUACAUCAUGCAGAGAGAGUUUGGGUAUAAAGUUUAUUUAAUGGGUUAUGGAGGGAAAAAGAAAGGGGGGAGAAAAGAAGGGAGAAGAAAGAGGGAGAGGCAGAGAGAUAGUAGGGAUGGGGAGAGAGAGAGAAGAGAGAGAGAGAGAAGAGAGAGAGAGAGAGAGCAGAGAGCAGAAGUUACCUCUUCAGGAGAGAGACAAAAAGAGAAGCACAGUCUGGAAGAGGUGGGAGAAACACUUGUCUCAGCAGAGGGAAGGGUGAAGGUGGGCAGGGCUUGUCUCUUAAAGGGACAGGAUAGGCAGGUGACAGACCAGGGCAGCAGAGCAUAACAACAGCCCCAUCUAGAGCUGCCUGAUGCUUCUCAACAGUGAACACCACAGUUUCCUUAUAGCGAGCUGUGUUAAUCCCAGAUGUACAGGGAAAGGACUUGAAACCAAUUCCUAGGAGAAAAACCCGCAUGAGGUGUGGGUGACAGCAGCAUUCUAUGUAACCACAAUGGGGAAGCAAGCCCCUAGAUAUAGCAGUGAUGCAGGAGACAAAUGCAUGGAUCUGUGGAGAAGGACCCCGGGUAACUGACUAGAAGUUGGACCUAGCUCCCAUCCUUUCCAUAGAAUAUUAUGGGGUGUGUACAGCAUCAUAUGCAUCAAGGGGGACAUUGUAACAGGAAUGGUGGUCACCUUCUUUUUGGUCCCUGGAGUGGUCUGUGCAGAUGCUGGUCACCCUUUUGUCAGCAAUUCAGAGAAUACAGUGUUGGGAAGUGGAACAAAAAUUCUACUGCACAUGCGCCAAGACAGCAGCAUUACUUAUCUGGCUGAGUUGUUUCUAAACACUGUCUGUGAGCGGGGCCAGGCUAAGGACCCAGCGACAGGCAGCAAAUCCCUUGGAAACACAGUCUGGUUUUGCUGCGAGACCUAUUCUAGAAAUACAAGAUUCCUUGAAACUUGCUUCCUUUGGUAAAAGUAUUUGGACUCCUUAGGGUCAGGUAUAUUUCUUUGUAACUAUUUCUAAACUCACAUUACCUGACUCUGCCCAAGAAAAAGAUCUUAUCUGGAACACAUGAAAGUGCCUGGUAAUAUUGUAUCAUUUAUUACUGUUGUCCAAGUAAAUCAUUGUCCAUGAUUGUUGUUUCUUAAUGGUUCAAGUACACGCCCUCCUGAGUGAGCAGAUUUAACUCAGUCUCACUUCCUCCUUUGUCAGAAGAGCUCAGAUUCUCAGCAGCUGGAUUGCCUCAGGCUGAGCUUCUCCCAUGGCUCCUGCAGGUUUCCCAGCCUCCCUUCCUCUGUGUGUGUGUCUGCUGCUGGUGUCUGGCUUUGCCCAGGCAGGCAGGCUGCUGGUGGUACCCAUGGAUGGGAGCCACUGGUUCACCAUGCAGUCGGUUGUGGUAAAGCUUAUCAACAAAGGACAUGAGGUGGUGGUAGUUGUGCCAGAGGUGAGUUGGCAACUGAAAAAAUCCCUGAAUAUUACUGUGAAGACGUACUCAAUUUCUCACACUCUGGAAGAUUUAAACCGGGAGUUCAAGGUUUUUCUUGAUGCUCAAAUGAAAGAUCAGCCAGAGGGAAUGACUCUUCUACUAUCAGGUCCAUCCAAAGGUUUCUUUGAUUUAGUGUUUUCACACUGUAGGGAUUUGUUUAAGGACAAGAAAUUAGUGGAGUACCUGAAGCAGAGUUCUUUUGAUGCUGUGUUUCUGGAUCCUUUCGAUGUGUGCGGUUUGACUGUUGCCAAGUACUUGUCGCUCCCGUCCGUGGUCUUUGGCAGGGGAAUAUUUUGUCACUAUCUUGAUGAUGGUGCCCAGUGCCCUAGUCCUCCUUCUUAUGUUCCAAGAGGUCUCUUGAAACUCACAGGCACCAUGACUUUCAUGGAGAGAGUCCGGAACCACCUUGCCUACAUGGGGGAGCGUGUAUUUUGCCCCAGUUUGUUCAAAACUGCUACAGACAUUGCUUCUGAAGUUCUCCAGACCCCGGUGACUGCGACCGACCUCUUCAGUCAAGUGUCCAUUUGGCUGUUACGCACUGACUUUAUGUUGGAGGUCCCCAGACCUGUGAUGCCCAAUAUUGUCUUCGUCGGUGGGAUCAACUGCCACCAGGGAAAGCCACUCUCUAAGGUAUGUUUUCUCUCCUCUUCUUCAGCAUGUGGCUUUGGAAGAUAAAGUUAUGCCUUACUGAGCUGUGGGCUG